AUGAAGGGUCAACAAAAUGACAUGAGAGGUAAAUGGACCACGUUCAUCGAUGAGGCUGGUUUUUAUGAACUUGUAUUUAGUUCCAAAUUACCCGCUGCUAAAAAGUUCCGUGAUUGGGUAUUUGAAAAAGUCCAUCCAUCAAUCUGUAAAUAUGGCCAAUACAAACUGUUUGAUAACCCCCGGAAUAAGAUGAUUAUGAUUAGCAAUGAGACUGACCUCCAUUAUAAAGUCGUAGACAUGAUAAGAAGAUUCUAUCCUGAUGGUAUAUUAGUAGCAGGUCUCGGGGAACUACAGGACACUGAAGACAAGAGACUGGACUCAAAUAAAAAGGGUUAUACGAAAGGCCAACCAGACCUGACGAUACUCAAGUCUUAUAAGGACUUUAUGGGCCUCGGCAUAGAAUUAAAAUUGCCAACUGGCAAUUACCGUGUAUCAGAUGCUCAAAAAGAGAUGAAAAAG
This is a messenger RNA of Porites evermanni, 459 nucleotides long. The record is from the annotation of a GenBank genome assembly. NCBI's taxonomy places the organism in Eukaryota, Metazoa, Cnidaria, Anthozoa, Scleractinia, Poritidae.